This is a messenger RNA of Cyprinus carpio (common carp), 5826 nucleotides long. Its product is annotated as centromere-associated protein E-like. Gene Ontology annotation, molecular function: plus-end-directed microtubule motor activity; ATP binding; microtubule binding. Lineage: Eukaryota; Metazoa; Chordata; Actinopteri; Cypriniformes; Cyprinidae. Gene Ontology annotation, biological process: microtubule-based movement; mitotic cell cycle. The record is from RefSeq and is a predicted model, not a curated record. Gene Ontology annotation, cellular component: microtubule.
GAUCUGCGCGCGCAUAGACCGCCGUCCAAUGAAAAGUCGGUUGAAGUUUUAAAUCUCGCUGAGCGCUCGAGCGGUCGGUUAUCGUUAACGGAGGGAUGAUGGCGGAGGAGUCCGCCGUUAAAGUGUGCGUCAGGGUCAGACCUCUCAUUAAAAGAGAGGAGUCCGAGAGUCCCGAGCCAGUGCAGCUCUACUGGAGAGCCGACAAACAGGCCAUCCAUCAGCUGGACGAUGACGGAGCUCAGACCAAGAGCUUCAGCUUCGACCGCGUGUUCAGCGCUGAAGAGACCACCACUCAGCUCUACCAGGACUUCGCCAAGCCGCUGGUCGUGUCUGCCGUUGAGGGCUACAACGGCACGAUAUUUGCCUACGGACAGACGUCUUCCGGAAAGACCUUCACCAUGAUGGGAAGUGAGCAUAACCCUGGAGUGAUUCCUCUCGCCAUGGCUGACGUCUUCAAAACCAUUAAAAAUUGUCCAAAGAAAGAGUUUCUCCUGCGCGUGAGCUACAUGGAAAUCUACAACGAGACGGUCACAGAUUUGCUCUGCGAUAGCUGGAAAAGAAAACCUCUGGAAAUUCGUGAAGGAAACUACAAAAACGUGUACGUGGCUGAUCUGACGGAGGAGCUGGUGACGUCUCCGGAACAAGCCCUGUCCUGGAUCACCAAAGGAGAAAAAAACCGACAUUAUGGGAAAACAAAAAUGAACCAGCGUAGCAGCCGCUCCCACACCAUCUUUCGCAUGAUCUUGGAGAGCCGAGAGAGAAGUGACCUGGCGUCUGGUGAAAACGCUGAUGGAGCCAUCAUAGUGUCACACCUGAACUUGGUGGAUCUCGCUGGUGCUGAGCGGGCGAGUCAAACGGGAGCUGAGGGAGCGCGCUUAAAAGAAGGGUGCAACAUAAACCGCAGUUUGUUCACACUGGGUCAAGUCAUUAAGAAACUAUCUGAUGAGAGUCAGAAGGGCUUCUUGAAUUACAGAGACAGUAAACUCACCCGAAUCCUUCAGAACUCUUUGGGUGGCAAUGCCAAGACUGUCAUCAUCUGCACCAUCACCCCAGCCACUGUCGACGAGACCGUCAGCACUUUACAGUUCGCCAGUGCUGCGAAGCGCAUGAAGAACGACCCUCACGUCACCGAGGUCUCUGAUGAAGGGGCUCUCUUGAGAAGAUACCGCAAUGAGAUCGUCGAUCUCAAACGACGUCUGCAGGAGGUUUCCUCUGUCACACAAACCACUGCGACCGAGCGAGAGUCUCUGUGUCAGAUUCUGCAGGAGAAAGACCAGCUCCAGAGAGAGCAGGAGGACCGGAUCAAGAACUUAACCAAGCUACUCGUCACUGCCUCAAACGUCGCCCUAGUCCCUAAGGUUCCCAAGAGGAGAGUGACGUGGGGAGGGAAGCUGCUGAGAUCUGCUCAUCUCCUGAAGGAAGAUCUCGCCUCGACGGACAUGAGCUUUGCAGAGCCGUACAUCAAAAAGAGAAGAGCUGAUUGUUCUCUGCCCGAUGAGGGAGAGGAUAUGGAUGAGUUUGACAGUCGGUUUGACUUCACCGCUCUGGAGGAACCUGACAUGGAGAUGAGCAGCAUCACUGUCCGCAGCUCCUCUGAAGGGAGUCACUUCCUAGAUUCUCCCCGAGCGAGCGAGCUGAUGCUGAAGGUGUCGUCUCUAGAGCGUCAGCUGGAGGCAGAGACUCAGAGCAAACGGAGAGCAGAGGAGAUGAGCGCUGGACUCCAGCUGGAGGUCUCUGAACUGCAGAAGAAGCUGGAAGCUCAAGAGGAGGAGAAGAACGUGUCUGAGCUGGAGAAAGAGAUGGAGGCGCUGCAGAGUCGACUCCAGACGGAGGUUCAGGAGAGACAGAAGGCUGAGGAGAAAAGCUCCUCACUGGAACUGAAGGUGGCAGAGCUGGAGAACCCUUCAGAAGCUGUCCAGCGCUGUGAGAUGUGUGAACAGCUGAGAAAACAUCUGGAAGAGACCAUUCAGCUCUGUGAGACUAUCGGCUUUGAGAAAGAUGCUGUCAUUGCUGAGCGAGACCUGAUCAAACACACGCUUCAGCUGGUGAACGAAGAUCUGGAGAGUCUGAAGGCAGAGAGAGACUCACUUCUGAAAGAUAAAGACGCUCUGCAGAAGGACAUUGACGAGAGGAAAGAUGCAGAGGAGUUUGAGAAACUGGAGCAGGAGAGCAAGAGAGAGUAUGAGAGAGAGUUGGAGUCUGAAAAUUCCAGACUGCAGCAGGAGUUAAAACAAUCGGAAGACAUGAUACAAAAGCUGAAGGCUGAGCUGGGGACGAUUUCAUCGGAGCUUCAGAAGAAGACAGACCUGACCACUGAGCUGCAGAGUUGUAGUGACAAGGAUCUUGUCCAGGAAGUGACACUUCUGCGGCGCUCUCUCGAUGAUGCCGAGUGUCUCAGUUUGGAGACCAAGAAAGAAUGGGUCUUCCUGCGGAGCGAGAACAUCUCCCUAAAAGAGCGAGACGCCAACCUGACUACAGACCAUGAGAAGAUGGAAGCUGAGGUGAAGAUGCUUCAGGACAAGCUGGAGCAGGAGAAGUCUCGCUUCAAGAAGAUGCAGACGGAUCUUCAGAAAGAACUAAUGGGCACCUUUGAUGAGAACACUAAACUGACCGCUCUGCUGGACGGAAAAGUGCCAAAAAAUCUGACAGAUAAUCUCGUGUUGGAGAAAACGGUGUGUGACUUGCGUAAGGAGCUUGAUCAGAGUCACGAGAGCGAGCGACGUCUGCAGAGUAAGAUAGAGGAGUUAGAGACUCUUCCUGUUAAAGUGGAUGAACUACAGAGACAGGUGUGCAGUCUGUCAGAAGAGCUGCGUUCUGUUAGAGAGGAGAGAGACGCUUUGAUAUCCGCUCGGUCCGAAGCUCAUCAGAGACUGAAAGAAGCUCAGGAUCAGCUUCUGAAGAUGGAGAGCGAUCUGGUUGAUGCUCAGCUGAAGGAAGCAGAACUGACCCAGCAGCUCACGGAGACAUCAGAACGCCUCCAGAACCUCCAGACGGAUCUCCAGCACGUCUCACAGGAGAACCGCACACGUCUGGCGUCAUUAGAGGAGGCCACACAGAAGUCGGUGCAGUUGAGCGCAGAGCUGGAGUCUGUCCGCGCCGAGAGAGAUGUGCUUCUGUCUGAGAAGAUGGAGGAAGUUCAGAGAGACCCGGAUGAGACGGAGAACCUGCGACGCACGAUCAGCUCGAUAACUGAAGAGCAAGAGCAGCUCCAGCAGAUUCUGCAGGGCCUCCGAGACGAGAGAGACCAGCUCAAGAGGGACAUGGAGGAGAACGUGGAGAUGAUGAUCGAGACUCAAGCAGAACUGAGAGAUGCUCAGGAGAAGGUGAAGGAACUUCAGGGAAAGCUACACAGCCUGGAGUCACAGAGAGAAGAGAAGAGCUGUGAAGAUGGACAGCUGGACAAACUACACGAUCAGAUAAAGCAGUUAACAGAAGAGAAGGAGCGUCUGCUGUCUGAGCGAUCGGACCAUCGUGAGCAGUCAGACGUGAUGGAGAAGAUGAAAGCAGACGUCACGUCUUUAACAGAAGAGAGAGAUCAGCUUCAGGAGAGACUACAGCAGCUGGAGAGGGACAAUACUGAGACGAAAACACAUCUGGAAGAGAAACAUGAGACGGUGAGAAGAUUUUUUGUUGUGGUCUGGCUAAGAGGAUCAGGACACCAGAAGCGGCGGAUCUCAGCCGCCUUCAAAGACAAACUUGUCAGAAUGGAGCUGGAUCACAUCGCUGUCACCACAAGUCAUGAGAAGGGAAGAAAGCAGCUGGCGGAGGAGCUGGAGUCUCUCGCUGGUUUGAAGGAUCAGCUGGAGAAUGAGAAGAUCUGUGCCGAGAAGCUCCUGGAGUCUUUACGAGACGCCACACAAGAGAGAGAUCAGCUCAGACGAGAACUGGAGGCAAAGAUGGAGAAGCUGGCACACGCUGAAUCAAAAGCAGAGCAGCUGGGCAAGCAGAAGAUCCUGCUGGAGUCUGAAGUGCAUUCUCUCAGUCAGUCUCUCACCGAGCUGAACUGCAGCGUGUCUGCGGAUCAGUCCAGACACACAGCUGCACAUCUGAUUCCUGAGAUUGAGGCGUCUGGUGAGAAACUGCAGGCGGUCUUUGCAGCGCUCCAGCUGAUCAUCGACCGUCCCACUAAUGCUUUAGCGGCCAUAAACCGUGAAGAAUGGGCCGUGAUCUAUCAGCUGCUGCAGAUUAUUCCAAAGACUCAGAGAACCGUCGUCGUUACACACACCAAGAAAACAACCAGACUGAACCAUGUGCUGAUCAAGAGUGCGGAGGCUUACAGGAGACUGGCGCAGUGCUACAAGACUCACUUCGAGACGCAGCUGCAGCGUGACGUGGCUUCGUUUGAGGAGUCUCGCCUGCAGGACCUGCUCACGCUCACGGCUCAGUGUCCGGCGCAGUCCUUCCGCUCGCUCCAGGGGGACGUCCAGCAGGUCUGGGAUCAGAGACUCACACAUCUGCUGGAAAGAUGGCAGCAGUACCUGCAGACGCUGGAGGCCGGUCUAAGGCUUCUGGAGGAGGGUUUAUCCAAACACGCAGUGACGGUGUCGGAGGAGCAUCAGCACAGGAUCCGUGAUCUGGAGGAGCUCAGGUCUCUGCUGGGAUCUCCUCAGGCCUCCGCCGUCAUACAGCUGCUCGAGCGACAAAUCCCUCGCCGCUCCAGAGCCACCGAGCAUCUCAACACCUUUUAUUUCGCUCUGUUGAAUCGAUGCGAAUCGUGCGCUCCCCUUUCACACCUAACCGCCGAGUCUGAGCAGCAGCUGAAGGAUCAGAGGAGACACACUUUAACUCUGCUUCAAGCCCAACACGACACGCUGCCCAAAACUGAGGCUGAACUUCUGCGGGACAAUCAGCGCGUGUCACUGCAGCUGCAGCAGACGCAGAAACAGAUGGAGGAAAUUCAGGAGCAAAUGAAGGAAGUGAAGGUCCAAGCUGAUGCGUCAGAUCUUCAGCUCCAGGAGCUCAGUAACCAACUGAAGGAGAAGGAAGCCCGGAUCCGGAGCCUGCAAGACAAACUUAAAGAGUCAGAGGUUCUGGCUAAGAGGAGCAUGACACCAGAAGCUGCGGAUCUCGCCGCCCUCAAAGACAAACUGGUCAGAAUGGAGCUGGAUCACAUCGCGGUCACCACAAGUCAUGAGAAGGAAGUUGCACAGAUGACCUCUGUGUUGGAGCACAGAGCCGAUGUCAUCCGCAAGCUGAAAGAGACCCUGAGGAAAAUGCAGCAGGACGAUGAACAGUCAUUCAUAGACGGCGAUGAGUUUGACUUUAAAGUGUGUCCGAGCACCAGAGCGGUCACGUCCCUCAAAGAGAAGCAGAUGGAGGAGCUGCAGAAGAAGAACGCUCAGUUUGAGAGUCUGGUGAGCAAGCAGCAGGAGGAGAUCAACAAAUGGAAGCGGAGAGCGUACAAGAUGAAGGAGAGCCAGCGAGACGCUCCGUGCACGCCAACCAAACGCCUUCCUCCUCUGACAGAGACUGAGCUCAACUCGCCCAAGAGGACGUUCUGUGACGUGCGCUCCAGCGUCCCCCUCAAGCGUCCCACACAGUUCACUGAUGACUCCAGCCUCGGGGCGGGGCCAGAGGAUUCCUGUACGCCGGCCGAGUCCUUCGUGGAUUCUUCAGACGGUGAUGAAGACGAUCCCAGCUCCAGCGCAGCAUCACAUGCAGCUCCAGUAAAAGACUGGUGGCAGAUUCCGAACUCUUCUCCAGUGAAGCCUGAUGCUGGCGGCAGUGCUAACACCUGCCCAACACAGUAAUCGACGCUGUUUGUCUUUUUUUGUAUGUUUUUGUUGACACUUUGUUUUAAUGUAAAUAAAGUCAGUGUUUAAAGUG